UACUCACAAGGUGUGCGCCAUUCAGCGAAAGUCUAUCGACAGGAGAAAGGGAGCUUUGGCUUUGUGAAAGAAAAAAAAAGCAGGGCCCAAAGCCCGUGGGACGCGCUCACUGGAAGUCUUUUAUAAACGUGAUCUGAUCUUGAGUGUGUUCAGAGAAGGAAAAAGACCUCGCACGGCAAACACGUACUUCGUCUUCGCUCGUUGCUAGCAUGGAGACGACGGUUCUUAUUUUGGAAUUAUGAGCAAGCGAUGUGGAUACUCGUCCUUCAAGUCAUUUGAAGUUGAAUUGAAAGGAUAAAUUUCAGAAUUUGACGCUGUUGUUCAUAUAUUUAUAGUCACCUCUUCAUGUUUAUGCGUGAAGUGGAGGAAUCAUUCAACGGGGAAAUCGUCUAAUUGGAUUGUUUCACAUUUUGUUUUUAACAAACAAAGAUUUGAAUUAAGCGAAAAGGUAAUAAGGCUCGCUGGAGAAUAAAGGAGUGGUUGGCAAGAAACUUUCACCAGUUUAUUUCAUCUGUAAAGAGGAUAACCAUCAAAAUCAGUUUGAUCCAUGAUUACUUCUCCAAAAAAAGGGAAAUAGAACCAAUGAAUUCGAUCUGUGUUUCAGUUUAGACUCGGCUGACAUGACACCAUUCUUGGGGAUUUAGAUCAACGGUGUUCAGCCCGGGAGGAUAUACCGAGGCCCUAUCCUGUAAUUUGAUUUUGUCUACAGUCGUGAAGCGUUCGCUGGAGGCAGAACAUCCAUUAGCGGCCAAAGAAAUGAUAAAAUGGGUGACCGCGUUUCCGUAACGUGUCUUCAAGGAGAGGUGUUAUUGAUAACUCAACAAAUGGAUAAAAGGAUCCUAUGAAAAUAACCCGUCAAGAAAAGGCGGUAUUGCGUGUGAGCCUCAUUUUACGUGAACUGCGUCGUCUUGUCGUGGUAAUUUUUUAUUCGACGCAAGCUAAUUGAGGAAGGAGGUGCGUACAUUUACAAGAUUUCGAAAAUCGUGUUGAUUUUAUUUUUUGAUUCUACUCUUUCAUCGCAAGAACAUGUGAGGGAUUAAAAUAAAGGCGGUCACAUGAUAUUAAGGUAUGUCUACAGAGUGAAGUCGUGGAUUGAUUCAUUUAAGCGUUGGUAGAUAUUUGCUGUUCGGACUGUUAAUAAAAAUCGUUACCAUGACGAAUAAUUUAACAAACGGAACAGACGACGGUGACGGCGGUGGAGGCUAUAGCCUCACCGGGUACAUCAUUGUCGGUAUCAUCCUCUAUAUCAUUGUCGUACUCGCCAUCGGUGGAAAUGCGCUGGUUAUCGCAUCCGUCCUCGUCUUCCGAAAACUCCGCACGGUGACCAACUACUUCAUCGUCUCCCUUGCGAUCUCGGACCUACUACUCGCGCUUUUCGUCAUGGACUUCAACGCCUGUUUCAUCGUCCUUGGCGACUACUGGCCGUUCGGGCAGGUGUUCUGUCGAUUUUAUAUCUCGAUUGAUAUUAUGCUCAGUACGGCAUCCAUUUUAAACUUAUGCUUAAUCUCUCUGGACCGGUACUGGGCCAUUACAUCACCUUUCAGCUAUUAUCAGCGAGUGAACGCCACGAACGCUAUUAUUUUAAUCGUCGUCGUGUGGGUUACGUCUUUCCUUAUAAGUGUGCUCCCAGUUAUGUUGGGACUCCACGUAGAUUAUACUUUAGACGAUGAGGAGUUCGACUUUUUCUACAAAGAACCUACAUUUUGCGUAUUGAUUAUUAAUCAGUGGUACGCGUUAGGAUCAUCGGUCAUUUCUUUCUUCAUCCCCAUAUUUAUCAUGGGUUAUACAUAUGCACGUAUAUUUAUUGUUGCGAGGAGACAAGCGCGACAAAUAGCCGCCUACAACAACACGGGACAGCGCAUACAGGGCACGGACAAGAAGGCCCAGGGUUCGAUGCGUCGAGAGCGUAAAGCAACCAAAACUCUCGCCAUCAUUGUCGGUGUCUUCAUCGGCUGUUGGUUACCAUUUUUCAUUUUGAACGUGGUGGAUCCCUUCUGCGGACGUUGCGUGCCUCCGACGCUCUUUAGCUUUACCGUAUGGCUCGGGUAUGUGAACAGUGCUCUGAAUCCGAUCAUCUACGCACAGAAUAGAAGCUUCCGAAAUGCCUUCAAGACCAUUCUCUUCUGUUACAAGUGCCGAGGGUUGUCCAUGCGGCAGGCGGACAGUAGCGACGACCAUACUGCCAUGAGCAACACGAGCCGACAGGAGCGGCUUAGAGGACGUUUGGGCAAUGGUUAUAACACCACACCACGUCCUUCGCAUUCAGAUCACCGAAGUAGCGUCGAGAAUUCAGCCGAGCAGAAUCAUAAGAUGGUCAAAGACACUUCUUUGGUCAUAGCUAAUAAGAACGCAAAUGCGAAUGUACAGGACUCAAAGAAAGAUAGCUCGUCACCUGUAGCUGUCGCUACCAUCACCCAUUCAGAUGCUAAUGGAAACGCAAUCGAUGUCCCACUUUAAAACAAUGUGUAUAUCAGUUUGAUCAAGCGUGUUUUGUUUUGGUUAAAAUGCACUUUCUUUUCAUACUUCUGUCCUAAACUAUACCCCUCUAAGGGUUUUCCUGAUACUUACAUUAUUACUUAAUUUGUUGGUAACAUUUCCGAUUCUCACAAGUCAUUAGCCGUUGACAUCUAAUAUAAUAUAUUAUCAUUAAUUCACCGUAUUCUUGAUGAUAGGCUGCAUGGUAAAAUACUGUUUAAGAUAUGCAUCUGGUUAUAUUUUAUCCUUUAGAAAAUAUAUUUCAACAAACCGAUAAAGUAUUGAAUAAAUAUUUGAUAAAUCAGUAUAUUAAUAGAUUAAUAAAUACAGAAGGAAAAUGUUGAACCUUGAAUGUUGAAUCUUCAGUAUGUUUUCGUCACAUCUACUCUCAAAGCAAAAUACUAAACGCAAUGAUCUUUCAAUGAAGAAAAUUUAGGUUUCAAUAAAACAUCAGAUGAAUUGAUAAGUAAAUCAAAAAUGAAUUGGUAAAUGAAUAAAUUAGGAUAACUUUGAAUUUGAAACCAUGUUCUUUAAAUCUACGCUCCAAAAAAAUAAAUCAAUACGCAAACCAUGGCAACGAAGAAAAGAGGCUAUUCGUGUUGAGUGUCAAUAAUUCUUGUUGUGUUAAAAAUUGACGUAUUGGGUGUUAUUUUGAACCCAAUGAACAAAUGUAUGUCAAAUUCAAAAUGAGUUUGAUAUGUACAAAAAUCAAGCGAAGUCUUUCUGCAAUAGAAUACGUAGUUUAUUCGCCCUAAGCAUCUUCUUUGUCGUUUGUAUUCAUGAAAUGUCAAGAACAUAAAGUGAUGAUAAUCGAUGCGAA
This is a messenger RNA of Strongylocentrotus purpuratus (purple sea urchin), 3295 nucleotides long. RefSeq names its product D(1) dopamine receptor-like. The coding region runs from base 1153 to 2457 and encodes 434 amino acids. Gene Ontology annotation, biological process: adenylate cyclase-activating adrenergic receptor signaling pathway. The transcript has a single exon. NCBI's taxonomy places the organism in Eukaryota, Metazoa, Echinodermata, Echinoidea, Camarodonta, Strongylocentrotidae. Gene Ontology annotation, molecular function: dopamine neurotransmitter receptor activity, coupled via Gi/Go; G protein-coupled receptor activity. Gene Ontology annotation, cellular component: membrane. The record is from RefSeq and is a predicted model, not a curated record.